AUGUCCGAUGAUGAUUUGCUGAUUGAUGAUGUAUCGGAGAAUGCAGCGGGAGGUAGCAAUAAUCCGUGGGAUGCAACGUCGUCUGUUUCUGAGUCUCAGCCGUUCAGUCCGAGAAAACGGAAUGAUUUGCGAUUGCAGAACUCGGAUGGAGCCGAUUCAAGUGCUACCAUGUGUGCCGCCGGACAGAACAAUACUGAUCCAGCAGUACCACCUAAACGGCUCUUUUCACUGAGCAGUAUCGAAGCAGCCAAACACCUGGACCUUCUGGCAUGUGGUGCCGAGAUUAUGCGCUCUCCUGAGGACGGCAUUCACCGUGAAUCCAAAACGGGUGGCGUAAUAAAGCUGAAUAUAUCGAAUAUGGGGGCGCUGCGAACCAAAGUGACCACGUCGUUUCAUACAAUUGCCAAUCUACCAUGGCGUUUGGCUGCAAAAACGGAGUGCACGAAGCGUACCAGCAAUGUGAAGUUCUUCAGCGUGUACAUUGACUGCAAUCCGGAUAGUGAAUCAACGCUGUGGAGUUGUGAUGCUGUCGUCGAGUUCCGCUUAAUCUCGCAGAAACCUGACGUUGCUGAUUUUUGCCGUCAGUUUACGAAUAAAUUCAAUUAUAAUUCGAACAAUUGGGGAUUUCCGUCGUUUAUGGAGUGGAGCGAAAUAUUGAACGUUGAUAAAGGAUAUAUUCGCGGCGAUCGUGUUGUGCUUGAAGCACACAUCACUGUACAAAAAGUUGUUGGCGUUAGGUUGGUAGUUUUCGUUUUUUGA
Molecule: messenger RNA, 759 nt
Organism: Gongylonema pulchrum
Lineage: Eukaryota; Metazoa; Nematoda; Chromadorea; Rhabditida; Gongylonematidae
Source: the annotation of a GenBank genome assembly